AUACAUUCAGUUUAGACUAGCGGAGGACAGAGAAAGGCUGACUAUUUAAUUUACACUCAGUUUGACAGGGAAUGUUUUGCAUAACCUGCUGGCAAGGAUGGGUAUCAUGAUUCUGAUUUUGGUCACUUUGACCUGUGUUGGCCGUGUCUAUGGACAAGAAAGCUACGCAGGUGAAAACAUCACCCGUAUUCUGGACCGACUACUAGAUGGUUAUGACAACCGGUUGCGGCCAGGAUCCGGAGGUAUGAUUACAGAGGUGAAAACAGAUAUCUUUGUCACCAGCUUUGGACCAGUAUCAGACGUGGAAAUGGAGUACACCAUCGACAUGUUCUUCAGACAGACCUGGGUGGACGAGAGGCUGAAGUACGACGGCGCAGUGGAGAUCCUGCGUCUCAACAACAAGAUGGUGGAUAAGAUCUGGACACCCGACACGUUCUUCAGGAACUCCAGGAAGUCCAUCGCACACAAUAUGACCACUCCCAACAAGCUGUUCCGCAUCAUGCAGAACGGGACCGUCCUCUAUACCAUGAGACUAACCAUCAGUGCAGAGUGUCCCAUGAGUCUCAUGGACUUCCCUAUGGACGGACACGCCUGUCCUCUCAAGUUCGGCAGCUAUGCGUACACGAGCAGUGAGAUCACCUUUACCUGGAGGAAGGGUCUGGAAUCUUCUGUAGACUGUCCUCAGGAGUCUAUCAGUCUGCUCCAGUAUGACCUGGUGGGACAGAGGUUAUCCAUGGAGACGUUCAAAUCUAAAACAGGUAUCUACUCUGUCAUGGUAGUUCAUUUUCUACUACAGAGGAAGCUAGGCUACUACCUGAUUCAGACGUACAUCCCUCUGAUUAUGGUGGUGGUGCUGUCGCAAGUAGCCUUCUGGAUCAACAAAGAGUCUGUCCCUGCACGCACUGUGGCUGGCAUCACCACGGUCCUCACCAUGACAACCCUCAGCAUCAGCGCCCGCCAGUCUCUGCCCAAGGUGUCCUACGCUACAGCCAUGGACUGGUUCAUCGCCGUGUGUUUUGCGUUUGUGGCGUCCGCGCUCAUCGAGUUUGCCGCCGUCAACUACUUGGCCACGCUUGAGGCCAACAGACUGAAGAAGAGGAACGCCAGGCAGAACAAACUGAAGGUCCUGGCUGAAGCAAGUUAUGAUGAGGAGGAUGAUGAGAGUGCUUCAUCUCCCCUCUCAGAGAGAGGGGGCCUGAAGAAGAGGUAUAACUCCAUAUCCCAGAGUGAGAUGGACACUGGCCCCUCGGUGCCCAUCUUCCUGCAACAGGGUUCAGCUGUGCCCCCCAUCCCAGCGCUGGCUGGCACCAGCCCAAUAGACCAGUACUCCCGCAUCAUGUUCCCCCUGGCCUUCGCACUCUUCAACCUCUUCUACUGGAUCAUAUACCUGGGCAAGGACACCAUGGAACAGGCCAGAGAUGAUUGACCCUCUUGCACCAACUGAUGUGUCAUCUACGGGGAAUGUUCUGCAGAGACCUUGUUCAUUCAUCUCUGUCCUUCGCUCAACCAACAAGUACUCAACGUACACACUACUUUCAGUCCACACAGGAAAUGAAUAUGAAAAAAUGUAUAUUUUCCGACCACAUGUCUAUUCUGUUCACAUGAGGUGUCCUUGUCGUUGACAGAGCUUUGCUUUAAAAAUGGAUGCAUUUGUAACUUAUGAUUCUCCAGCAUCGUAAGUACGUGGGGGGGGUGUACCAUAAGUACCCCCCCCCCACACACACACAAACAAACAAACGGAGAAACACACAAAUAAAAAAAAAGUGGAUGAUAUAUUCUAUGAUGUCUGUAACUGGUGAUGCAACAUUGAACCAAUGCUGGUCAGAAACCUGCUGUGCUCUACAGAGUCACAGGCCCCACUACAACACUGAUCCAAGAGAUCCUCUCAUCCCCCUCUCCUCUCCUCAUCCCCCUCUCCUCUCCUCAUCCCCCUCUCCCCACCCUCCUCUCCUCAUCCCCCUCUCCCCACCCUCCUCUCCUCAUCCCCCUCUCCUCUCCUCAUCCCCUCUCACCCUCCUCUCCUCUCCUCUCCUCAUCCCUUUCUCCUCUCCUCAUCCCCCCUCUCCUCUCCUCAUCCCCCUCUCCCCACCCUCCUCUCCUCAUCCCCCUCUCCUCUCCUCAUCCCCUCUCAUCCUCCUCUCCUCUCCUCUCCUCAUCCCUUUCUCCUCUCCUCAUCCCCCUCUCCUCUUCUCAUCCUCCUCUCCUCUCCUCAUCCCCCUCUCCUCGUGCCUUUCUCCUCUCCUCUUCUCAUCCUCCUCUCCUCAUCUCAUCCCCCUCUCCUCUCCUCUCCUCACCCCCUCUCCUCUCCUCAUCCUCCUCUCCUCUCCUCAUCCCCCUCUCCUCUCCUCAUCCCCUCUCAUCCUCCUCUCCUCUCCUCAUCCCUUUCUCCUCUCCUCAUCCCCCUCUCCUCAUCUCAUCCCCCUCUCCUCUCCUCUCCUCACCCCUCUCCUCUCCUCAUCCUCCUCUCCUCUCCUC
Molecule: messenger RNA, 2475 nt
Organism: Oncorhynchus nerka (sockeye salmon)
Lineage: Eukaryota; Metazoa; Chordata; Actinopteri; Salmoniformes; Salmonidae
Product: gamma-aminobutyric acid receptor subunit alpha-4-like
Exons: 10
Coding region: 98-1426 (442 amino acids)
Biological process (GO): synaptic transmission, GABAergic; chloride transmembrane transport; gamma-aminobutyric acid signaling pathway
Cellular component (GO): neuron projection; postsynapse; GABA-A receptor complex
Molecular function (GO): GABA-gated chloride ion channel activity; GABA-A receptor activity; benzodiazepine receptor activity
Source: RefSeq, a predicted model, not a curated record